AUGGAGCAGCGCUCAUGUCUACCACGAUCCAACACAUCGUCGAGGAACUCGUCACCCUCAUCACGAAAGAGCGAAGUCAUGCUACCCCUGCCGGUUCAGUCUUCGCCUAGAAUUCCUGUCCGCGCACUCCUCAGCCACUGCUUCUAUCGGCGCGUCAUACUAUGGGCCAUCACCGCUACCUUUAUGUUGUGCCUCAUGCUGUUUUCCAGCGGGAGUACUUCUGAAGAUACGGCCACUUCCGACAUCCAGAGCUACACGAAGGGCAACCAAGGCUCCACUACUGGCAAUCAACAGGGGAACAGCAAUGGCGGUGGCGUUCACUGGCUGAAAUACAAGCACAUGGACGGCUUCUACAAUGGAAUUAAAACCCUUGUCUCGCUGAAGGACUAUAUCCCCGAGUUCCCUGUCAAGGCAGCCACUCCUCCGACCAUCACUGUCGAGGUCAGCGAUGAGGUGCCAACUCCAAGGCCCUACGCACCCCAUCCUGACUACAACUCAUCCGAGUAUACCGACAAGUUCUAUCCCGUGGAGACAUGCUACCUUGAUGAGAAGAAAACCAUUCCUGUUCCCGAUUUGUAUGUCUACGACGGUGUCCCGCAGGGUGUUGCCCAACCGGCAAUCGGAUCCUACAGCCUGCUGGGCCUUCGAGAGGACAUAUGUUACGAUCGUUUUGGUCGCUACGGACCGUACGGACUGGGCUACAACCUGAAGGACGGCGGAGUCGGAGAGGGCAUGGACACCGAGAGCCAGGGCAGCGAAGUUGUAUGGAGCAAGACUGGAAAGAUUGACUACCACAAGGUGGACUGGGGAAGGCUGCAACGGCAAUGCCACGAAUCAAACCAACAACGAUUUCUGAACGCUGAGGAGCUUGGUGAGAGUGAUGAAUCGACCAGCACCAAGGACGCACAGUCCCGUCUUGGCUCUGAUGGCAGGGCGAAGAUUGGCCGCAUUGCGGUCGUCAUCCGAACUUACGUCGGCUUCCAAUGGACGCAUUUGACCAUUCUGAACUUCCGGGCCAUGAUUUCCGAGCUGUCGCUGAGAUCAGGUGGGGAGUAUGACAUUCACUUCCUGCUUCACGUCAAGGACAACUCAAUUCCCAUCUGGGCGGAUGGAGAGAUCGUGCAGGCCGUGCUGGAUAUGAAUAUGCCGGGUGAGUUCCACUCGAUCACGACCCUCUGGUCCGAGGACCAGAUGCGGCUGCUUUAUCCUGGCUAUUGGGGAGAGCCUGUGGAAAACCCAUCCCAGAGCGAUGUCUACGGGGUCUACCGGUCCGCGCACAUGCCACUACAGCAUUUCGCCAUGAUGCAUCCCGAAUACGAGCACUUUUGGAACUGGGAGAUGGAUAUGCGGUACUCGGGCAACUACUACGAACUCUUUGAUCGGCUCGGGAGCUGGGCCAAGAAGCAGAGUCGCCAAGAGAUGUGGGAGCGCUCGGAGAGGUACUACAUCCCUGAUUUCCAUGGCAGCUGGGCCAAUUUCACAGAGAAGGUUCACGAGGAGGUUGUGGCCUCAAGCCGACGACCUGUCAUGGGGCCUGUCUUGUUCGCUGGCAAGCAGCCUCUCCGCUCUCAGGAACGUGGCCAGAGCUUCUUGCCGGAGUCCUGUGCCGUUGGCUCCGAUAUGACAAAGUGUGGUGUGGGCGAGGAGGCCGACCUCAUCACGCUGAACCCUCUCUUUGACGCCGAUAACUCCGGCUGGGUUUUCGAAAAAGAUGUAACCGGCUAUGACCUCAGCUUGCCAACACCUCCUCGUCGCUGUGCGAUUGUCACGGCCUCGCGCCUGUCCCGUCGCCUCCUAGAAGUUAUGCACGAAGAGACAUGGCGUCGGCACCACAGCAUGUUCUCCGAGAUGUUCCCUGCCUCGAUGGCACUGCAUCAUGGACUGAAGGCGGUCUACGCACCUCAUCCAGUCUACCUUGACAGAAACUGGGACAUCGAGGCCGUCGAUUGGGCUUUCAAUGGCGGCAGAGAUCACACUACUGGUGGUCCCGGUUCUCCCUUUGACGACGACAACGAACACAACCAUGCAGGUACGAGCUGGUACUACAACAGCGAGUUUGCGGGCCUGUGGUGGCGCCGUUGGCUGGGCUACUCCCAGUAUGACGGUCGCGGCGAAAAUGGCGGCCGUGCCGGUGAAGGAACCCUGCGCGGUGGAAAGGCGGAGGAGAGUCGCAAGGACAGCACAGGCCGGCUGUGUAUGAGGAGCACCUUGUUGCAUCCUAUCAAGUGGGAGAACCCGAGCGAGAGGGCAUGA
This is a messenger RNA of Cryphonectria parasitica EP155, 2253 nucleotides long. RefSeq lists its product as uncharacterized. The record is from RefSeq and is a predicted model, not a curated record. Lineage: Eukaryota; Fungi; Ascomycota; Sordariomycetes; Diaporthales; Cryphonectriaceae. The transcript has 3 exons. Bases 1 to 2253 code for a protein of 750 amino acids.